CAUGGUGUAUGAUUUGUUUUCAUUACAUUUUCGAGCAUUGCAUUCAUUAUGUUAUUUUACCGUACAAGAGGCUUUUAUGAGAAUGAUGAGACUGACUAUGGCAGGAGGAUGAAGCAAAGGACUCCGUGCCAAUCGUGCGAAGCAAGAGUGGACGCUGCUGAUCACCUCUAUGAUGAUAUUGAGUGUUUCACUGGGUUCAUGUAGGGCAUGUAGAUCUCAAUACCGGCAUAACUAUAAUAGCAAUGAUUACUGUGUGUCUGGUCCUGCAUACAGUGUCCAGUCGACUCUAUGAGACUCGAGAGCGUAACUCACGGACUUACUCCCAUCAUAAGUAAUUAGUUAUCUUUGCCGUAAAUUAUAAGCGCAAGCUUGUCUAAGAACCCAGAUGGAAAUAAUUGUGGACACAAGCUUGUGUCAUAAUUUUCGUGUAGAUCCGCACACUGUCUGUGGCGGUACGAUCACGUGCGCGCGAUGUCUUGCCGCUGUUGCCCUGGGCAGUGGCAGUGCAGAGAGCCUGUCUCCGUGGUUUCCCGAAAUCUUGGAGAUCACACGUCGCACUCACACCUGCCUUGUUGAUUGUUGGCACGACCUACCACAGACUCAGUCACCAGGUCACCAGUCAGUUCACGAUCCAGGCUUAGGACCACGCGAGCGCCGAUCGUAGAGACACGAUCAGAACCACUCGUUUUCUUUGUUGAUGCAGCCUUGUGCCGCAUGAAAAUCCCAUCUGUUUACUAGGAAAUGGGACCAUUUGAUCGAAAACGCUGAAGAGGAGGGAGUUUGGCUUGCGAAGCGGUUGUUGAACAGCGAACCGAAAGAAACAGUUCCGUCCAUCGCCGAUAGGCGCUACCGUGACCAGGUGGUUGGGAUUAUGUCACUAUCUAAACACCUCUCGGACUUCGCUGAAAGCUGAGGAAUAUUGUGGGCAACGGGAACGGUUCUGAAUGGAGGGCGGUGACGCUCAAACUCCGGCCAUUGAUGCCGAGUCGGCAAAGGCAAGUGCCUUGACCAAGAGUCAAAUUUCUAUAGCUGCCGAUCAAUCGCCUGGUCCGGCGUCGACAUCUCCAGCAACUACUCUACAAGGUACCUCGGCCACGAACGCCUCUGGACUGGACAGUGCAGACGCGAGUGAGGAGAAAGCAGUGGGCAAAGAGAUCGCGAGUGCUGAUGCACCCAAUGCCGAUGUGUCGGACAGUGUGGCGGUCACGAAUGUAGCACACAGCGAUGAGCAGCCGAAGAAUGCAGAGGAGAGCGCCACAGCAGAUCCGGGUAGCGGCACUCACACUCAGACCGAGUCAAAGGACGACGCACCUACCAGCACUGACGCGCAAGAAAAUAGCCUUGGAUCUGAACAAAGCCAAUCUACCCCUGAGGCAGUUCAAAGUGAAGGGAAUGAUCCGAUUUCAGGAGAUGGUGUCGCUGGAGACUCCAGCGAUCAGAAGGCUGACACUGUGACUACAAAAGAAGACACAACAGAUGAAAAGGUAGAUGCAAAUGCUGUGGAAACAGCCACCAUUGAGCAAAGCCUGCCUGAUGGAGACGCCAUACCUGACGAGGCAACACUAGCACAAGAAAUCACAGCACCUACUCAAGAUGAUGGCACAACUGGAGGAGAGGCCGCAGCUCCCAAAGAAAGUCCAGAUGCCCACGCAGACAGCGAGCUGACAGAUGAAACUGCAGUGGGCUCAUCUGAUCACACAGCAAGCAAACAAGAGCCAGAAUCAGAGACCUCACACGAUUCUAGCCAACCUGGCCAGCAAGGAAAAGAGGACACAAACACUGCUUCACCGGUUGUGGAAACACCAAGCGAGAAAGCGAAGGGCGGGUCGUCUUCCAAUGCUGACGGCGAUGCACCCAAUGGUACUGAAGGCGAAGUGACCACUGACAGUGCCGUGCCACAGGAAUCAGUUCCCACAACAGGCACUGACACAGCAACAACCGAAACCAGCACACCAGCUGAUGACCAUUCUGCUACUGGUCCAGAGGACAAAGACGGGACAAAGCCAGGAGCAGAUGCAGGUGACAACGAUGAGCCUAAAUCAGCAACUGAUCAUCAGAAUUCGGAAGCCAUUGAUGGUGGUGGUGAUCAUGCAGACAUGUCUGCAGGUGGUGCAGCACAAGAGACAGUGGAGAACUCAGGAGACACUAGCGAACAGCCGGUCGCAACUGCGGAAAGUAAUCAAGAUGCUGAGACGACGCAAUCCACAACCGCAGCAUUUGCUAUUUCAAGCUCAGAAGCAUCCACUACUGUAGCGGAAGCUGAUGAGAAUGAAGCAACUCAUGACACUCCUGUAGCCAACUCUGUAGAAGAAGACAAGAGCAAAGCACUCCAGCAAUCUAAUGCCCAGGGUACAGAGGCAACCAGCGAAAAAGACGAUGAGGUCAUAGCAGAUACAGAGAAUGCUGCUGACGGUGACAAUGCUGUUGAUAGCAAUCCACCAGCUGAUUCACCGCAUGCAGAAACGGUGGAGGAGGAAUCCCGUGCUGGGCCAGAGGAGAGGCAGGAUGCAGUCACAGUCAGCGGCUCAGAAUCUGCUCAGGCCGAUGCCACAGAUGGAACUAAGCGUGUGCAAACAGAGCAACUCGAUGCGGCUGACAAAUCAACCAUAACACCUGAAGAAACAGCAGCUGGUGAUUUGACUCAGGACCCUGCCCUGGAGACCGAAGUUGCCUCUGACCCAAGUGCCGAGGCUCCUCACGACCCAGCUACAACUGCCACUGUGGUGUCCAUGCCUUCGGUAGAAUCUGACUCCAAAGCUGCAUGUGCCGCUGAUGAAGACCACACACAUUCAGCUGAUGCCACUACUGCAAGAGUGUCUGAUGAUACAACGGAAGCUAAACCUGACACAGACAAUACUGGUGCCCAAGCCACUGAAGACCAAGCAGAAUCAGAUCUCCCCGGAGACCCUGAAGCUAAUUCAGCCACUAGCGUUGCAUGCGAUGCUGCAGUGCCGACAACAGAAGAGAUGACCGACAAGGCAAAUGCUGACAAUGGCGGUGGUGGGGAUGACAGUGCGAAUACGGCCAACAAAGACGCAGCGAUGGAAGAGAAGGAAGCCGUCGUGCAUGCUGAUGAGAAUGCCGAUUCUGCACAGCCAGACAAUGACACUGCGCCAGGAAAGGAUGAUGAGGCAACGAAAACCAACGUCGCGGAGACUGUGGCAGAAGAAACCAUUGCGCCGGAGCCAGGUACAGCUGAGACAGCACAAGAUGAGACACAAAUAGACAGUGCGAAGGGGACUUCAGAAGCAACAGAGUCUGAAGCAGGCACGCACCAUGCCGAGAAGACUGAAGAUACUAGUCCCGAAGCUGGCCAGGCUAUCGACCAAGCUGUCAGCACAGCCGCACCAGAGGAAAGUGAAAACACAGGGACCGUCACGCCUGAAGGCAAAUCAAAUGAUACGGACAGUAUCCCAGCAGAAGACGGUCUAGAAGGCGUUGAAACUGACUCCGAAAUUGCUGCAGCACAGACCACAAGCACUGCACGGGAUGCAGAAUCAUCCACUCGCCCAGAUGGAAGUGUUGGUGACCAUCCUUCAGACAGUAGUAUGAAUGCUGACGAGGACUACAAAGCUUCAGAGGCCACAAAACCAACAGCACCAGAAACUCCUGAGGCAACAGCGUCAGAGACUUCUGAGCCAACGGUAUCAGAGGCUGACAAACCAACGGCAUCUAAAACUGGUGAACCGACAGUGACAGGUGCUGCUGAGCCAACAGCAUCGGAGACCACCGAGCCAGCAGCACCAGAGACCACCGAACCAACAGCGUCAGAGACUGCCGACCCAACAGCAUCGGAGACUGUUGAACCAAUAGCAUCCGAGACUGCCAAGACAGCAGCAUCUGAGACUGCCGAGACAGCAGCAUCCGAGACUGCCGAGACAGCAGCGUCAGAGGCUACUGAACUAACAGCUUCAGAGGCCGUAGAACCAUCAGCAUCAGAUGCUGCUACACCAACAACAUCAGAGACUGCAGAGCCCACAGUCUCAGAGGCUGCUAAGCCAACAGAAUUAGAGGCUGCAGAACCAACAGCAUCAAAGACUGCUGAACCAACAACAUCAGAGGCCUCCAAACUAACGGCUUCAGAGGCCGCUGAACCAUCUGCAUCAGAUGCCGCCAAACCAACAACAUCAGAGACUGUCAAGCCAACAGCUUCAGAGGCUGCUAAGCCAACAGUGUCAGAUACUGCCGAACCCACAGUUUCAGAGGCGGCUGAGCCAAUAGCUUCAGAGGCAGCUGAGCCAGCAGUAUCAGAGGAAGCCGAGCCAGCAGUAUCAGAGGAAGCCGAGCCAGCAGUAUCAGAGGCUGCCGAACCAACGGUAUCAGAAGCAGCUGAGCCAGCAGUAUCAGAGGCUGCCGAACCCACGGCAUCAGAGACUGCUGAAUCCACAGCAUCAGAGGCUCCCGAGCCAAGAGUAUCAGAAACUGCCGAGUCAACAGUAUCAGAGGAAGCCGAGCCAACAGUAUCAGAGACUGCUGAAUCAACAACAUCAGAGGCUGCCGAACCAAUAGCACCGGAAACUGCUGAACCAACAGUAUCAGAGACUGCCGAGCCAACAACAUCAAAGGCUGCUGAGCCAACAGCAUCGGAGGUUGCCAAGCCUGACGCAGAAGUUGUAAGUGGAAGCCAAGCUGAUGAACAAGAUGGUGGUGCAAAGGAGACUAAAGAGUCGGACACUGUCAUUGCAGCAGUUGACAGCGCCACAGCUUCUGUUGAGCCUGAGAGUGAACUCACAAACUCAACUAAAGCUGCAUCGAACAGCACAAGCCCUGCAGAGACCACCUCAAGUUCAAAUCUGCCAACAACAAGUGAAGAGCUGCCUGCAGGUGAUCUUACAGAUCAACCACCUGCUGAAGAAAAGCCUAAGCAGCCAGCUGAGAAAAUACCUGGCACACCUCCGGAUGCUUCAGUGACCGAUGGAACACCAUCGCCUGGAGAAACUGAUUCUUCAUCUAUGCCACCCAGUGCUUCUACAGAAGCUAAAAUGGUAGAGGAAUCUCAUGCAGAUAAUCCUACGGGCAAUGAAGUUAAUGAUACCGAGGCAAGUUUAGCCUCCGAUGAAGCUACCAUCACCAAAGAGUCUUCUGAAGCAGCUGUUGUUAGCGAGGAAUCUCAACAGGCUGUAUCACCUACAUCCGAUGAAACACAAUCACCAGAAGCAGCCAAUGAUUCUGAAAUACAGCCUGUGCAUAUAGACACUCAGGGUGAACAAACAGACCACACAGCUGAGAGUGAUCCAAGCCAGGAUGCCACAGACAGCAGUGCGGAGAAAUCAUUAGAUGACCAAUCGGCUGAACCAGCUUCCAUCCCAGAAGCUGACAAACACGCAGAAGUUGAAGCACCAACUGAAGGUGAACCGAAAACUGAAACUGGCCCAAUAACUGAGGCGGAACCAGCUGCCAAAUGUGACCUUCCGACGGAAGCUGACACAUCAGCCGAGGCCGAAUCAGCAAACGAGGCUGACCCGCCUGCCGAAGUGGAACCAGCCAUCAGCGCUGAUGCACCACCCGAAGCUGAUCCACCAACCACAGCUGACCCAUCAGCCAAAGCGGAACAAGCAACUGAAGCAGAAGUAGUCACUGAAGCUGGCCCACCAAGUGACACGGAACCAACAACCAAUGCUGACUUGCCAACAACCAAUGCUGACUCACCAGCUGAAGCUGACGCAUCAACUGGAGUGGAGCCAGUGAACAAAGCUGCCGCACCAUCUCAAGUAGACUCCUCAACGGAAUCUGCUGACCUACAUACUGAAGCAGAACAAGCAGUUGGUGCUGAGCCACAAGCCGAAAUGAAAUCAGCAGUCGAAGCUGAUCCUCCUACAGAAGCCAACCCACCAGCCGCUGAUGGCUCGGCAGCCAUUCAAGCUGAUUUGUCACCUGACGUUGACACACCAGCUGAAGACCAAGCCACCGCAGUACAGCAGAUCGAACCAACAGCUACUGACCAGCUCCACACUUCUCAAGACAUUGCCAAUACAACCGAUGGUGCUGCAGAAGAAGGACAGUGCAGGGAAGCUGUAGACGGCUCUACCGUCAGUGAGCAACAGGGUGAGGUCAUAGCAGAUGAUACUGAGCAUACAAAGGAUGAUAGCCAGCCCACACCAACACCAUUGGAUGAAGUGUCAACCCAGGUGGAAACAACUGGUGCUAUAUCUGAGCCAGUGGAUCCCAAAGCAGAACCAAGCGAUGGAAGCCAGUCCGAAUCAACACCAUUGGAUGAAGGAUCAACCCAGGUGGAAACAACUGGUGCUAUGUCUGAGCCUGCUGAUCCCAAAGCAGAACCAAGUGAUGGAAGCCAGUCCGAAUCAACACCAUUGGAUGAAGGAUCAACCCAGGCGGAAACAACUGGUGCUAUAUCUGAGCCUGCUGAUCCCAAAGCAGAGCCAACUGAUGUAGCAACAGUGGCAGCUACAGAAGCAGGUGAUGCAGCAGAUGGAACGAAAGCUGAGGGAACAGAGACAGGGGAUACUGAGACAAAGGCACCUGCAGCAGCUACAGCAGCAAAUGCAGAGAUGGUAGAGGGAGAGGCAUGUGCAUUGGAUGUAGUCACUACCUGUACUGCUACAAAUGAUGAUGUUCGAGAGGCAGACGCUGAACCCUCAGUGCAGAAAGACACGACAGAUGAGUCUCCUGUUGCAUCCGGGGCGGGCACAGAUCCCACAGAACCAACAUCCACUCAAUCAACAGUAGUGUCAGACCAAGAUCCUCCUCCUCGAGCAGAGCAAGUUGCUGAUGAGCAUGAGGACACUGCGGAAGCACCCGAGGAGCAGAUAUCUGAAAGUUCUGUUGCAGACAGCAGUGAGCAGAAAGACACGGCAGUAGAACCGACAGCAGAUGAUGGACAGCCUGCACCGAGUGUACACACAGCAGAAGAAAGUGAACUGGUGGGUGCUGCUGCUGGUGUGGAAGAGAGCACAGAGGCAGUACAUGCAGGUGUACUGGAUGCUGCUGACUCUGGAAAGAACUCUGAGCCAAUCAGUGAUGUCACAGAGACCCAACAAGUCGAAGACAAAGAACCCGCUCAACUGGCUGAAGCAUCAGAGAAUGAGAACGAAGCUGACGGUGCUACUCAUGCGGUGCCAUCUGCAGAGGAUGUUUCCUCUACUACCAAGCCAGAACCCGACGGCGGAUGUGCUGAAGCCGCUAUGGAGCCAGCCGAUGACCAAGCAACUGAGGAUCCAGCCGAACCCGAAGGUCCUCAGUCUGAUGAUACAGUUGAUACGGUAUCUACUCCAGAGAAACCAGCAGGAUCCCAUGAACAUGUCGAAACAGCUCUAGCAAAUGCCACAGUAGCAACAGAACAUGAUGCUGCAGAUGUGGAUCCUAUGCAAACUAGUGGUACUGAUUCAGAAGCGUGUCCAGCACCCGCACAGGUUUCCAGCACAGGCGAGGCCAACGAGCACACUGAACAGCCAUCCGUAGAUGACCCAGAAGCGACUACGUCAGAGAUAGCUCACUCUGAUCACAAAGACUCUUCUGAUGGUGAAGGGCAUACCUCCGCAGCACCAGCUGAGCAGCCUGCAACUGAUGAAGCAGCUGAGGAUGAUGGAGAAGCUAAUAUUGCAGCUGUGGACAAUGACGCAGCUAAUAUUGCGGAAAAUGAUGCAGCUAAUAUUGCAGCUGCGGACAAUGGAGAAGUUAAAAUUGCAACUGCAGACGAUGAAAAAGCUACUGUUGCAACUGCGGACGAUGGAGAAGCUAAUAUUGCAGCUGCGGACAAUGGAGAACCUAUCACUGAUAGCGAAGCUGUGAAACCGAGUGGUGACACUACGGAUUCAGGUCCUGAACUACAAGACACCAGCAUUGGCACAGGUGCUGAAGGGGAAGUUGUGAACCCUGGAGAAGAACCGCGCACAACAGAAGAGCUCUCCUCGCUGAGUAUGUCUACAAAACCAGCCGAAGUAAGUGUUGAUGCAGCAGACAUCACUGCUCAGGAUGAUGGAUCCAAAGACACGCCUGAUCCAGCACAGGAUCCAGCGCCUCAGAGUAGUGAAGAUGAGACCAAACUACCCGUAAGCGAUGACUCGACAUCAGCCAAGGAAGAACCUCCUGUUGGAGAAACAACAGACAAGAUCUCGCAGGAUGUGCACACUGACAGCCCACCGCAAGCUGAAGAACCCACUGGUACAGAUCCAGUGGAACCAGAUGUACCGAAUGACAGUGACAGCGGAAGCAAGGCUGACAACCCCACAGAGGACACGGAGAUCAGUAAUGUUGCCGAUACUGACAGAGAGGAACAACACCAGCCAGACAAGGCAGGUGCCGUGAUGGCUGAUGCUCUAUCAACAUCUGACACGGGCUCUGAUGCUGCUGGGACCAAAAAUGCCAGCGCGAAUACACCUGAAGCUGUACGACGGAGGCCAUCAGAAGAAGAGAAAAGUGAAGGUGAUGACAAUGAUGCAGGGAAGGUGCCGCGUGACAUGCCAACCAAUGGCGCUGCUCAUGGAGACAACCGGAGUGUUCAGAGCGAACCGCAUUAUUCAUCAGCUUUUGAAGAAGACGAGGAAGACCAAGUCAAAGAAGACAAGCCCAGAGAUGAGAGCUCUGCCUCCGUGCAAGGUGAUGAGAGCUCUGCCUCCGUGCAAGGUGAUGAGAGCUCUGCCUCCGUGCAAGGUGAUGACGUGAAAGAUGCUGACAGUGAAGAACACCAAGAGGAGGCAACCAAAGCAUCAACAGAGGAUGAUGAUGUUGCCAUAGCAUCAACAGAGGAUGAUGAUGUCGCCAUAGCAUCAACAGAGGAUGAUGAUGUUGCCAUAGCAUCAACAGAGGAUGAUGAUGUUGCCAUAGCAGCAACAGAUGAUGGUGAGGGUGCCAUAGCAUUAACAGAUGAGGGUGAGGGUGCCAUAGCAUCGACAGAUGAUAAUGAUGUUGCCAUAGCAGCAACAGAUGAUAAUGAGGCUGCCAAAGCAGCAACAGAGGAUGAUGAGGCCGCCACAGCAGCAACAGAAGACGACGACAGCGAAGAACACCAUGAGAAAGUUGCCAUAACAGCAGCAGAGGAUGAUGCUUCAGCUUCCUCACAAGCCAGUGUUACCAAUACUGCAAGUAAGACUACACUGUCUGAUGCAGACUGUAGUGGUGAUGUAAAGGAUACACUAGGUGAGCAUUCCUCGUCAUCAAGCAAGGCUCAGCCUCUGUCCAGUCCCAGUGAAAAGAGCUGCGUAGAAGACAGUACUGCUGCUACACGAGAUUCGGAGGCACCGGCUUCUUCUGCAGAGUCAGAUGCCAGCAGCCAUCGUGAAGAGCACUCGUUACACGGCUCAGCCACCUCCGUAAGUCGCAAGUCUUCGGCAGGCAGCCAUCGUUCAUCAGCAUCAUCCUCAGAGCACUCACGGCAAGCAAGCACAGAUGGUCACAGCUACACAGAGAUAUCAGCCACGGCCAGUGAGGCUACGCUGACAGAAGCAGCAGCAGCUGGUGGUGAAGAAAGGCCUACCGACGUAACUGCACAACAGUCUCAGGAAUCCACUGAGGAAGACCAGAAGCCAAUGCAGGUGGCUGUUGAUGCAGAGAAAGAGCAGCAGGGGACAGAGAUAAUGAGCAGUGAAGAAACAACUGAACCAGUGGCGGCUGCAGAUGCUGCCGCAAGUGCAUCCGAUACAUCUAUUGACAGCAGCAGGGGAACGUCUGAAACAAAGAUGAUGAGGAUGACGUCAACUGGUGAACAGAUACAGCUGGAGCUAGAGCUGGACGAUGAUAGCACUGCAGAUCGGAAACCAGAUGAUGAUGAUGACGGUGAUGAUCAAUGUGUAAAGGAAGAGAGCGAUGUAGACACACCCAAAGCACAGACAGAAAGCGAAGGCACUGAAGUGGAGAAGGAUGAGGCGUCAGCUGCACAUGAUGAUGAUGCAGCUGAUAACAGUGACGUUACAGCGGAGAACGAUCUGCCGAAUGAAGAGACCCCGUCUGACAGCCAUGACAAGGAUGCAACCAGCACAACACAAGAAACUGUCACCCAGACAGAGGAUGAUGGCACUGCAGUGGAGACUGACCAUCAGACUUCUAGCACAGAGGACGACCAAGCAUCGGACAAGUCAUACGGCAGUUUUGAGGAGGAUCCCCUCGCCCAGGAUGAGCUCGAUCAGAGUAAGGACGAGACAGAAAUGGACGUCUCGGCAGAUUCACCCAAACAAGACUCCAAAGAUGAAGAGGAGGGUGAAACAGAAGCAGAGGUGGAAGGUACUGAAACCCCGACUGACGAAACUGCCCAAGACGAUGAAGCUGGCAAGGUAGAGUCCAAAGCUGAAGAUCAAACUACAGCGGAUGAUGAUGAUGAUUAUACAGAAGAUGUGUCCGAGAUCCCUGAGGCACAAGCUACCGUGGGAGAUGAAGACACAACUACAGGGCAGUCAGAGUCAGACAAAGAACCUAUUCUGGCUGAGGAGAUGAAGGCUGUGGACGUGAAGGCUGUGGACGUGAAGGCUGUGGAUGUGAAGACUGAUGUGAUGAAGGCUGGGGAGAUGGAAGCUGUGGAGACAAUGGCUGAGGAGAUGAAGGUUGAGGAGAUGAAAGCUGUGGAGACAGUGGCUGAGGAGAUGAAGGCUGUGGACACAAAGGCUGUGGACGUGAAGGCUGAGGAGACCAUGCAAAGAACAACGUCUGAGCAUGAACAGCUACCAGAGAAGGCUAAUGACAAGGAGACUGAAACAAUGGCGCCAGAAUCUACCUUGUCACCCCGUUCCAAGAGCAGAUCAAAGAGCAGAGAGGAGGAGAAGGCUGAGGAAGAGGAAGAAAAGGCACUAAUAGAAAGGCUCCGAGCAUUGCACGACCCACCAGCCGAGGAUGAAGUAUCAGCAAACAGGAGACGACUGGAAGAGCGAGAGAAGAAACGCACCAAGGCAUUGGAGCGGCAGCAACGAGAUAUAGCGCUGCAAACGCAGCAGAGAAAACAAGAAGAGAAGCUGCAGCAGCUCGCUUACGCAACAACACCUCGUAGGCGAGUUCUGCCUCCGACUCCUAAAGAAAAACCUGUGCAACCACCACCACCAGCUACCGGUUAUAAUGAUCAACCGCCACCACCCGAUCACCCAAUUCCAACCGGUGUGUUUGUUCGCAGGAAUCCGAGGAGAAAGAGCUCCAUAUCACACAAACCAUACCUGGAGGCGAUACUGCAGCGGGAAGUGGAAACUGAACUGGCGCAAGCUACAAUGCAAGAACGAACACCAACAGAUCAGACGGAUGGCUGCGCGACUGCACCGGUGACAAUCUCACCACCCAGCGCUGCUCGCCCGCAAGCGCUGUUCGUAUCGCGACGGCCAAGAAGACAGCUACCAAGCACGCCAGUGCAGCCUGUGUCACCAUCCCGGUCAAGACAUGCUGCGUGUAUGGCUCCACCCGAUCUCACGGGAGGCUGGAGAUCACCUGGAAAACACACCGAUCCCAUCCCUCUACCACCACUUGGAAGUCCUCCACCACACGCCAGAAUGCGCCGAAGAAGAACAAAGAGUGCUGUUCCGCUGACCACUGUCAGCACUGCUACACCUAACAGCGGUGUGAGCAGUUAUGAGUUAAAGAAGCUGACCAUGCGUGUUCGCACACAGUCGGCCAAGACACGCAAAGCGGCACACUCCACGUCUGCGCCGACCACUCCUGGCAAAGAGUUCAAGCCCAGUACGCACAACUGCUUCGUCAACUACUGUGACACACACGUGGCAGAGUUCUUGCUGGAGCGAGGCGAUUCUCCAGAUCACAGGCCAGCCAAGGCAAGGGUCACUUCCCUGGGAAUUGAAGAACCUCAGAGAGACCUGGAAAUGCAACGGGAAAAACUAUUCACACCCAAGCAAGCCUGGGGAAUUCACAAAAGGUCUGGACCCUCGUACCCAGAGCCCGGGCAUCGACGGCUGCCAGUGCCGCCAGUUCAACAGAUCUCUCCACCAUCAGCAGCAGCAGCAGCAGCAGCAGCGACGGCAUCACACAAGCAACCAUCACCCAGGACUACCACCUCUGUCACCACGACUGACGGCGGCAGCGGUGGCGGUGGUGGUGGACUGGUCACGCCAAGCAAGCCGGCCGGUGGCAAGUCAAGACGACUACCUCCGCUAUCAACACCAACCACCGGUAUGCAGGGUAGUACACCAGGUCCGAGUCCAAGUAAUCGGAUAGACAGCAAUCGUCUCAUGCCAAGGCUGGACCUGACUGGCAAGCAUAUGCGUCCCAAGAGCGACAAGUACUCCAUUGAGUCGUUCACUGCAGCCGACAUCCCAGAGUUCAGGAAAGACAUGAAGGAGCUGAUAGAGAAGCGACGAAAGGAGCGUGAGCCGGUGGAGUAUCGCAAUGCGGUCGUCGACUGGCAGCGCCUGGAGCUGGACUCUAUGAAACCAGAGGACCGCGAGUACUGCAAGUCUGCGGCCAUGACCUACUACAGCUCUACGCCCGGCGGUGCCAAGGCAUCCAAGUACAUGUCACAAGCCAUAUGAUCACGACAACGCCAACCACUCGUGCACUCAACUCGUAUGUGCGCCACUCGUGUGAGCAACACUCGUCGCAUCUGUGCCACUCGUCCAAGUGCCACUCAUGUAUAUACGACCAUUAUGGUUACAUGAUGACAUUGUGUAUUCCACAUGUGUGUCAAUUGAACUGCCAUUAUUAUGUUCAGCAUGCUGCUGCUCUCUCUCUCCUCUUUCUUUCUCUCUGGUGCCCGGGAGCUUCAACUAUCAAACCAUCCGGACCCAUUGGGUCGACUUUGACUGUGGUCGGAUAAGCGCAAAUUAUACCAUCCCAAGCAUGGCCAUGUCGGACAACACAACACUUGAAACGCCAAAUUCAGACCCUUUAUAUUUUUAAGAUUUGCUUUAUUUUCCUCAAAGUGAAAUAGGACCUCACUACUUCAAAGUACUUUCAAAAUAAUUUCUAUAAAAUUUUGAGAAUAAGCAAUAUUUUAAAAUAGACAUUAUCUGUACAAAAUUCAAUUUCUACCUUGCAAUUAAACCUGUACAUAUUGCGAUCA
Molecule: messenger RNA, 12943 nt
Organism: Sycon ciliatum
Lineage: Eukaryota; Metazoa; Porifera; Calcarea; Leucosolenida; Sycettidae
Product: mucin-19-like
Exons: 8
Coding region: 945-12413 (3822 amino acids)
Source: RefSeq, a predicted model, not a curated record